ACAUAGAUGAAAUGAAAAUUGUUUUUUUUCAGCAAAAGAGGGGAAAGUGGGAGCGCGAGGGGGUUGGAGCGCGUAGACUAGAGAUCAUGUUACAGUUUCAGACUUUUCACGGCAAGUUGUGGGGGAGGGUGAAUCUGUUACUUUGAUUUCUUUUUAAUAGGCAUAUCCAACAAAAACAGCGGAAGGAAUAGUUCCACUUGAUUUUAAUUGAAUAUCAUGCAUGCAUCUUUUCGUUUUUUGGUGGCGAUCGGAUUGUGUGUAGGGAAUUCCAGUGACAAAUCAAGGACUACAUGACAAAAUGCUAAAUGAAAAAGUUCGGGACUGUGUGAAAACUGGGAAAACGCUUCGUUUCAUUGUAUCAUAAUGUUACAUUCGGCAUCAAAUGAACAAGAGCACUUCGUGCUAUUUUUAUUAACGGUUACUUUUUAGAUUACUGGAAUACAAAGUAUAAUUUUUUUCUUCCUGGAAACAAAGUUGCACCGUUGAAUCUCCAAGAUGUCUUCCCGUGGAUGGAGUUCCAUUGUUGGUGGGUUGGGGAUGUUUUGCGUUUGGGCUGCCUCCUUUCUCGUUACUCAUGCGGUAACGGUACAGAGAAACGAAACAAUUUUCAAUGAUUUCUGCAAGAAAACUACAACAUGUGAAGUGCUUAAAUAUAAUACAUGUCUUGGGUCCCCACUACCGUACACGCACACGUCUCUUGCCUUGGCUGAAGACUCAAGUACCCAAGACGAAGCAUUUGAGAAGUUGGCCAUGUGGUCUGGUCUGAGGAACGCCCCUCGCUGCUGGGCGGUCAUCCAGCCCCUGCUGUGUGCCGUCUACAUGCCCAAGUGUGACAACGGGCAGGUGGAGCUUCCCAGCCAGCACCUGUGCCAGGCUACGCGUCGCCCCUGCAGCAUCGUGGACCAGGAGAGGGGCUGGCCCAACUUCCUCAAGUGUGAGGAGAUGGACAAGUACCCCAUGGGCUGCACGAACGAGGUGCAGAAGCUGAAGUUCAACACUUCAGGACACUGCGAAGCCCCCCUGGUGAAGACAGACGUUCAGGCCAGCUGGUACAAAGAUGUGGAGGGCUGCGGCAUCCAGUGCAACAACCCCCUGUUCACCGACGAGGAGCACUCGGACAUGCACGCCUACAUCGCUGUGUUCGGCACCGUCACCCUGCUCUGCACCUUUUUCACUCUGGCCACCUUUCUGGCGGACUGGAAGAAUUCAAACCGUUACCCCGCCGUCAUCCUCUUCUACAUCAAUACCUGUUUCUUCAUGGGCAGUAUCGGCUGGCUGGCUCAGUUCAUGGAUGGAGCUCGCAAAGAGAUCGUGUGUAAGAGUGACAACACCAUGCGUUUAGGGGAGCCCUCGUCUACCGAGACUCUGUCGUGUGUCAUCAUCUUCAGCCUCGUCUACUACUCCCUGAUGUCUGGGGUGAUCUGGUUUGUCAUGCUGACCUACGCCUGGCACACGUCCUUCAAGGCCCUGGGCACCACCCACCAGCCCCUGUCGGGCAGGACCUCAUACUUCCACAUGGUCACAUGGUCCGUCCCCUUCAUCCUCACUGUGGCUAUUCUAGCCACCGCUGAGGUGGACGGAGACUCUGUCAGUGGGAUCUGUUUCGUGGGCUAUAAGAACUACCGCUACCGUGCUGGCUUUGUGUUGGCUCCCAUUGGAGUUGUGCUUGUCAUUGGUGGCUAUUUCCUCAUACGAGGAGUCAUGACGUUGUUCUCCAUCAAGAGUAACCACCCGGGUCUUCUGAGUGAGAAGGCAGCGAGCAAAAUCAACGAAACAAUGCUAAGACUUGGUAUAUUUGGGUUCCUGGCGUUUGGCUUUGUCUUAAUCACGUUUGGCUGCCACUUCUAUGACUUCUUCAACCAGGCUGAGUGGGAGAAGAGCUUCAGAGAAUAUGUGUUGUGCGAGGCCAAUGUGACGAUCGCUCAUCAGACCAACAAGCCGAUCCCAGAAUGUACUAUCAAGAACCGUCCCAGUCUACUGGUGGAAAAGAUUAAUCUGUUCUCUAUGUUCGGCACGGGCAUCGCCAUGAGCACCUGGGUGUGGACCAAGGCCACGAUCCUCAUCUGGAAACGCACCUGGUGCAAGGUUAUCGGCCGUAGCGACGAUGAGCCCAAGAGGAUAAAGAAGAGCAAGAUGAUAGCCAAGGCCUUCUCCAAGCGCAAGGAGCUACACAAAGACCCGGAGAAGGAGCUGUCCUUCAGCAUGCACACUGUCUCUCAUGACGGGCCAGUAGCUGGCAUCAACUUUGACCUGAACGGGGAGCCAUCCAACGAGAUGUCUUCAGCCUGGGCCCAGCAUGUGACCAAGAUGGUGGCCAGGAGGGGCGCCAUUCUACCGCAGGACAUCUCUGUCACCCCUACAGGGACACCUGUUCCACCGCCAGAGGAGAGGAACAAGCUGUGGAUGGUGGAGGCGGAGAUCUCCCCUGAGAUGAUGAAGAGGAAGAAGAAGAGGAAGAAGAGGAAGAAGGAGGCGCGUCCUCUGGAGGAGCUGGCCGAACACCAGGGCUACCGUCAGCGAGAGUUUGGCACCAGCUCGGUGCCACGGCUACCCAAGCUGCCCGGCCACAGGAGCCUGGUGGCCAAUCUGAGGCAGCACCAGGAGGCUGAGGACGUCCUUCCAGGCUCUUACCCAGAGUUUAGGCCCUCUCAUCCCCUGCCCUACCAGGAGAGGUACGGAGGAGCCCUGGGGGCCUCCUCUAGCCAGAGGAGCAGGUACCCUGACCUCAACCCCCUCUCCCUCAGCGACCUGCCAGAGGACCUCGGCCUGGGGCCUCGCUGCCGCCCCCAACAACCACCCCUCUCCUUCUGGCAGCCCAAUGGAGCGUUCCACUACUCCGGGGAGGUGGCGCCUAUGGCAGGGCUGUCUGGGAGGACAGACCACGUGGGGAGGUCGCAGGGGGGUCAAAGGAGGGCGGAGUGGGGGCAGAUCCACUCUAGAACCAACCUGAUGGAGGCGGAGCUUAUGGAUGCUGACUCUGACUUCUGAGAGCAACCAUGUGUGGUUGUGGGGUUUUCUGGGGGUUUUUACAGACUGUGAGAGAAAAGUGCUGGAUACUUACACUUAUGGUGCUCCCUUGUCACUGCCCAACAGUCAAGAUGAAACAGGACUCAAGUCAAGUUAAUUGGUCAGAUCUGUUUCAUUUAAAGGGAAGGGCUAAAGGAGAACUGAUCUGGCCAGUUUGGGUCAUCAGGGUGAGCUUCAUGAAAGCUUCUUGGCUUAUGUCCCACUGGGCACAAACUGGUUGAAUCAACGUUGUUUCCACAUCAUUUCAACCCCCCAAAAUCUAUGCGAUGACGUUGAAUCAACGUGGAAAACUGAUUGGAUUUGAACGUGAGGGCAUUUCAUAUUUUUUUCACCCAACCUUUAAAUCCUAUGACAUGGUGACAUUUGUUGUUGAUUUCACAUUGAACUGACGUUAGUUAACAACUCAACCAAAUGUAAAUCAAAACUAGACGUUGAACUGACUUCUGUACCCAGUGGGGUGGCUCUGAAUGUCUCUUAACAAAUCACAGUAGCUACACUUUCAUAAAAAUGUGUUUAAAAAUCUUUAAAAUCUAUAGCUGCGUUUAGACAGGCAGCCUAAUUCUGAUAUUUUUACCACUAAUUGGUCUUUUGACAUCCUUUUCAGAGCUGAUCUGAUUGGUGAAAAAAAGAUCAGAAUUAGUCUGCCUGUCUAAAUGAGCUAAAUUAUUUGAAUAAAGCACUUUUCUGUUCUACAAGUGGUCUGGGUCUAUAGUUGUGGAGAGAAAUAGCUACAAAGCUUUUCGGAAACGCCUCCCAGACUCGUCAAUGCUGUGUGACUUACCGAAAAUAAUUCCACUUGUGGCAUUGGUCAGAAAACGGACAUGAUCACCCAUGUUGCAACAACUAACUUCUGUUGUCAGAAACAUUUCAUUGAAUGAUGGCAGCAGAAGAGGCAGCUCAACUCUGAACGAAUUGGAUGAGGGUCACCAUCACUGACAUGAUCCCGGGUCACUAUCUCUUGGAUCAGAUAUCACUCUUGUUGAUUUCAGUCUCAUAGCCAUUCAUUCAUUAUAUGACUUCCAAGACUCUUCCAGGGAUCUUGUCGUUGCCUGAGUCAUUUCAUGCAUCUUAGGGUUCAUGUAAGUAGUGUAAAGUGGCUUCCUUUCCUUGUCUCUUUUCCACGUCAUUGCUGACUUUAGAAAACUGGACCGGUGAAAACUAAUUCCAUGUAGGCGUUCUCCAUAUCGCUUUCAACUAGCCUGUGUUAAUAAACUAAAUAUGACUAGAUCUGUAACGAUGGAGAGGAAGCCACUUUAGAUGAUUGACAUGCAGCCUCAUAUGAUGCAGAAACUAUCAGGCUCUGGAAGUUCCAUGUCUUUGUGUAUCAUCGUCAACUAGUAGUCUGUACUUUUGUCACAAAAAUAUAGAACUGUUUUUAUAUUGCCUGGUGCAAUCACACAGAAGUGAGCUUUUUUCACCUGAGGAGAAAGAGAAUUGAUUAGGUUUUUAUACCAGUGGAAAUGAAAUACACAACUGAGUGGGAAUCAAUCACUUCAUUUCUUGAAAGUGUUCUUGCACAUGUUAGCUACAUCAGUUAAAUUGUUACGUUUUUUUUCUGUACAAUUGUAUUAAAAAGGGUUAUUUUUUUACUGUAGUAUUUCCACAUUGUGUUUUACUCUAUUGGCAGCAGUGCUUGACUUGGACUGAAAUACAGUAGGUGCCGGUACUCAUUUUACAUGCUGGUACUGUUUUUAUUUAGGUGCAGGAGCUCCACAAUACUUUUCAGCUAAUAUUCUAGAAGAAGAACAGGCAGUAGAAAAAUGUAAGAUGCCGGUACUCAGCUCCGGUACUCAGCUCCGGUACUCAGCUCCGGUACUCAGCUCCGGUACUCAGCUCCGGUACUCAGCUCCGGUACUCAGCUCCGGUACUCAGCUCCGGUACUCAGCUCCGGUACUCAGCUCCGGUGAGCUCCUGCCCAAGUUAAGCAUACGUAUAGACAACCUUGGCUAUACUUUGUUGAGUUUUCUGUGUUUUUAUUGUAUAGGACAGUACUAUAUAUUGCGUAAUGUUGUCCUAGAGUUGAGCAAAACACCUUUAUUCUAUGCUUGUAAUUAUCUGCUACAAUUUCUAAAGGCACGUGUCUUGUGCUUCUCUCUCUAUGUGUAGUGCACCUAUUCAUUUAUUGGGACCUAGGACGCAGUGGAGGCUGCUGAGGGGAGGAUGGCUCAUAAUAAUGGCUGGAACGGAGCAAAUGAAAUGAAUGGUGGUAUUUAAUACCAUUCCACUAAUUCCACUCCAGCCAUUACCACAAGCCUGUCCUCCCCAAUUAAGGUGCCACCAACCUCCUGUGCAAGGAUGCAGCAUACUUGUACAAUUCUAAGUUGUUAGACUGUAUGUUUGGUUGGUUUUCCAUGCUGAGGUACAUUACAGAUUUGCUCAGCAAAAGGGAAAAUUCACUGAAGCUCGUGAUGUAGUUGUACCGAUGCUGUAACCAAAGUAAUUUAGUAUUAUUGUCUUUGCGUCACACUCACAACAGUAUAAAGAUGGUGCCAAACUAAAGAUGUAGAAUCUUAAUUUGAUCAACCUGUUGCAGGAGAAAUGUAAAACUUGUACUGCAUUUGAUGUUUAAAACGGCUUCUGAAGUUACGAAAAAUGGAUCCACCGCUACAAAAAUGGUCAUUAAUUAUAAUCCACAUAAUAACUCACAUUUCCUGUUGCUGCAGGAUUAUGUUUUUGCUGUAGCAAACUGGCUCAAAUUAAGAUCCUACAUAUGUAGUGUCAAUGUUAUGAUAGUCCUAUUAGCUAAUGUGCUAUGUGUAUCAGAGAUUAUUUAUAAAAUGUCCAUGUCUGGAAGAUAAAUUAAGAAAGCUGUAAAGCACUGCAAUGAAAAUAACACUGUAACAUUUGCUUAAUACAUUUGGACAUUUCUUGCACCAUCAGUGCAAACGAAUGUAAAUUUCCAUUUAAAAAAUGGUUUUGUGAAAAGACAUCAUCAAAAAAAGACACAUCAUAUCUAUCAAAUGUAUAUGAUAUUUCUCAUGUUGGAUACUGACCAGCCAGUUUAUUCCAUGGGAAAUGAACCUUGAUAUACUUUUUGAGGUAUUGUGAACAUUCUCAGAGUUUUCUUUUGCUGUCAAAGAGAAUUAAAUACAGUCCAUCUCUUUGUGGGUUCUUUAUAUUGGCAAAAUUCAUUUCCCUAUUGUCUAUGUAGCUUACUGCUGUUUCUCUCCACACUCAUAUCUUGAACACAGAACUGUAUUACUUUGAUCAUGAAGCUGUAUUUUUGUAUAAUUAUGUAAAUAAAAGGAAACCUAGAA
Molecule: messenger RNA, 6284 nt
Organism: Oncorhynchus mykiss (rainbow trout)
Lineage: Eukaryota; Metazoa; Chordata; Actinopteri; Salmoniformes; Salmonidae
Source: RefSeq, a predicted model, not a curated record